This is a messenger RNA of Plasmodium reichenowi, 1107 nucleotides long. Its product is annotated as exported protein (PHISTc). Lineage: Eukaryota; Apicomplexa; Aconoidasida; Haemosporida; Plasmodiidae. The record is from RefSeq and is a predicted model, not a curated record. The transcript is spliced from 2 exons. Bases 1 to 1107 code for a protein of 368 amino acids.
AUGAAUGGUGAAAAUGUUAAGAAGCAAGUUUGUAAAACGUUACAGCGUACGGGAGGAUGUAAUAUGUAUAUAAGAAGAAUGUAUAGGUUAUUAAUAACUUUAAAACCAAGAGGAUUUAUUUUAGGAAUAAUAUAUAUUCUAUAUAUAAAUGUAUUAUGUAUUCAUGAGAAGAACAGUAUUUCAAAGUUUGAUUUAGAUAGAAAAUAUUCAAAAAUGUUAUGUGAAUUGUAUACAGCUAAUAGAGUUUAUUUUACAAAGAAGAACCAUGAAUUAAAUUAUGCUUGUAAUAAUAAUACAUAUUCAAAUAAGGAUAGGCAUUUAGAUAAUUUUGAUAAUGUUGACAAUUUGGAAGAUGUUGACAAUUUGGAAGAUGAUUAUAAUUUUGAAGAUUUUGACAAUUUUGAAGAUGACAAUUUUGAUGGUAAAAAUACUUUUGAUGAUGCAAAUUAUUUUAAACAUGAAUGUGAUUUUGAUACAUAUGAAAGGUCUACAGGUAGUAAAAUAAAUGUUGAAGAUAAGGAUAAUAAUAUAAAUGAUAAGAAUAGUUUUAAGUUACCUACAGAAUAUAACGAAAUAAGUGAUAAUGAUGAUAUUAUAAAUAAUGAAGAAAUAAUUUUAAAUUUUGAUGCGUAUUAUAAAAGUAAUAGUUUACAUAUAUCAAAUGAUAAUGAUUUAAUGGAAUAUAUAAAAAAGAAUUAUGGUAAAAUGACUAUGGAGGAAUUAUAUGUUAUAUAUUUUUAUGUACAUGAAAGUGAAAGAAAAAAAUAUUUGAAUAUGGAAUGGCAACUAUAUCUCUAUUGUGAAAAAUUAGCAAAUAAAUAUAAUAUACCAGAUGAUUAUAAGUUAAAAACAUGGAAAAAAGCUUAUAAUGAUGUUCAUGAAUUUUAUUUGAAUAAAGAAAAAGGAUUUUAUAAAAAUAUUCGAAAAAUUAAAGAUGGUGAAUCUCGUAAUACAUUACUUACUAUAAAUAUUUUAAAAGAUACAUGGAAAAAAUUCAGAGAAAUGAUGAGUAACAUGUGGUGUGAAAAUAUUUCUGUUAAAUUCGCGAAUUAUUCCAAAAAAUCUUUAAAAAAGAAGGUAUUAAUUCAAAAGUUUUAUAAAAAAUGA